GAUGUUUAAACAGCAUGCCUAUGAAUGUAGCAUGUAUAACGAAGGUGGAAGAAGCAUGCUCUCUUUAAGGCAGCAAUGAAUGAAGGCUGUUUACGGAUUUCGAGAGAUGAUACAGCAAAACGACACCAUGCAUGAGACGACCGUGACUCAGAUCAGCGUGACGGCCACCAACUGCACCCUGACCUACGCCGUGGACCGCGUGCCCCUGGUGGUGCUUUACAGUAUGGUACUGAUCAUUGGGCUGCCCGCCAAUAUCGCUACUGUCUACCUGACCUUCCUCCAGGUGCGCCGCAAAAACGUCCUGGGCAUCUACCUGUUGAGCCUGUCUGUGUGCGACCUCAUGUACCUCUGCACCCUGCCCAUGUGGGCCGACUAUGUGAACAUGGGCCACCAGUGGCGCUGGAGCUCCAUGGCUUGCAAGGUGACAGGCUACUUCUUCUUCAACAACAUGUACAUCAGCAUCUUUCUGCUGUGCUGCGUCUCCUGCGACCGAUAUGUGGCCGUGGUCUACGCUGUGGAGUCGCGCGGCCUUCGCCGACAGAGGCUGGCAGUUGUGGUUACCAUAGCAAUCGUCUUGGUGGUGUUCAUAGGCCACGUGCCAGUUUUUACCAUGACGGAGGGCAAUGCGACAGAGGGGAGAUGCUUCGAGCCGGGCCAGAGCACGCUCACCGUGACGGGCUUCAACUACGCACGCUUCAUCAUUGGCUUCCUGGCCCCGCUAGUCGUGCUGGUGGUCACCAACCGUGCCAUCCUGGCCAGCGUGCAGGCCAGCACGGGGCUGCAGCCAUGCCAGAAGGAACGGGUGCGCAACUUGGCGAUUGCCGUGGUUGUCCUCUUCCUGGUGUGCUUCGCGCCGUACCACGUCAUCCUACUGCUGCGCGCAGUCACCUUCCACAUCCCCAAGCUGCAGAAGACGUGCCACUUCGAAGAAAGCAUCUACACCCCUUACACUAUCUCUCUGGGCCUGUCCACCUUUAACAGCGCCAUCAACCCCAUCCUCUACGUGCUCUCCAGCGACAACAUUCGCAAGGAGCUGCGUCGCGGCAUGGAAAGCCUCCGGGGGACAAUCACCCUGCAGCCACGUUCCACUGACAGCAGCCAGCACAAGAUGCACAACUCCAAGAACUCGUUAGAGGUGGCGGCGCCACACGAGACGUGGCGAAGCAUGGUCGUUGAUGGCAGAGGAAGGGUAGGGGUUUGAUAUGGGAGCCAGAGGGAUACGCAGAUAUGACUGCUAAAGGAACUCUGGGAUGGUGACUUGCAGGUACACUGGAAUAUUAAACAAACUCAGCAUAGAGACAGGUGGAACCCCAAACAUAGCAAGAGCAAUGGGAGACAAUGUUUUCCAGUCGUCCCAGAAACUGACUGAGGAAUUUAUAUGAUUGAAACGUGUCAAGCAGGACUUCAACUCCGCUUUAAGUUUAUUUCUGCCUCAUUUUUUGUUGUUCAUCUCCAGAUGAAAAAAUUGGGUCAUUCCAACUAUGCGGUGCCUUUUGGACCUCAUAACUUUUGUAUACUAUCAGAAAAAGGAAAACAUAUUGGUCCGAAAAACAUAUUGGACAAGCUCAGUCACUUACAUUUUAUUUGGUGCAUUUUCCAACCUGUUAGGUGCAUAAUCCUAACAGUGUGGAAUUUAACAGGAUGGAAAUUUGGAGCCUAAGUUAGCCAUAGCGCUGGGAGUGAGCAAGAUUGAGCUAGCAUAAUGGUGAACACUUGAACAGGAUUUUAAAUUCUCGAUCAAACAUAUUU
Coregonus clupeaformis (lake whitefish) is the source of this 1749-nucleotide messenger RNA. RefSeq names its product probable G-protein coupled receptor 132. Bases 80 to 1201 code for a protein of 373 amino acids. The record is from RefSeq and is a predicted model, not a curated record. Gene Ontology annotation, biological process: negative regulation of G2/M transition of mitotic cell cycle; G protein-coupled receptor signaling pathway; G1/S transition of mitotic cell cycle. Gene Ontology annotation, molecular function: G protein-coupled receptor activity. NCBI's taxonomy places the organism in Eukaryota, Metazoa, Chordata, Actinopteri, Salmoniformes, Salmonidae. The transcript is spliced from 2 exons. Gene Ontology annotation, cellular component: membrane.